This is a messenger RNA of Phasianus colchicus (ring-necked pheasant), 4346 nucleotides long. RefSeq names its product YY1 associated factor 2 (gene YAF2). The record is from RefSeq and is a predicted model, not a curated record. Gene Ontology annotation, cellular component: nucleus. Lineage: Eukaryota; Metazoa; Chordata; Aves; Galliformes; Phasianidae. Gene Ontology annotation, biological process: positive regulation of DNA-templated transcription. Gene Ontology annotation, molecular function: transcription coregulator activity; DNA binding.
GGCGGCCGCUGGUUGGCGGCGGGGGGACACGUGAGGGAGGAGGGGGCAGCGGCGGCGGCAGGAGUUUCCCCGACAGCUGGAGGUUGCGGCGGUGGCUCCUCCUCCGCGGGUCCCCGUUAGAGGCGAGAGACCCCCGCGCUCCUCCUUAUUGACAAAUACACAAAGGGCCGCGCCGGGGCCGGGCCGGGGACGCGUCUGGAGGCGGCAUGGGAGACAAGAAGAGCCCGACCAGGCCGAAGCGGCAGCCGAAACCCUCCUCGGACGAGGGCUACUGGGACUGCAGCGUCUGCACCUUCCGCAACAGCGCCGAGGCCUUCAAGUGCAUGAUGUGCGACGUGAGGAAGGGCACCUCCACACGGAAACCUCGACCCGUCUCUCAGCUGGUUGCACAGCAAGUUCCUCAGCAAUUCGUGCCCCCUACACAGUCAAAGAAAGAGAAAAAAGACAAAGUAGAAAAGGAAAAAAGUGAAAAGGAAACAACUAGCAAAAAGAACAGUCAUAAGAAAACCAGGCCACGAUUGAAAAAUGUGGAUCGAAGUAGUGCUCAGCAUUUGGAAGUUACCGUUGGAGAUCUGACGGUCAUCAUUACAGACUUUAAGGAGAAAACUAAGUCACCACCUGCUUCCAGUGCUGCUUCUGCAGAUCAACACAGUCAGAGCGGCUCUAGCUCUGAUAACACAGAGAGGGGAAUGUCCAGGUCAUCUUCACCCAGAGGAGAAGCGUCAUCACUGAACGGGGAAUCUCAUUAAAGUUUAUUUCCUCCAGUUUCUUUAGUCUCUUCUCUUUAAAACAUGCAAAUAUGUAACUUCUGCCACCUGUUACCACAUUUUCAUGACAGAUUAUCCAUGCACAAUUGGUAUGUUUACUGAAACAUAAUUUAUGCAGUUUAGAAAGAAGAAAAAAAGUGCAGUAGAAAUAAUUUAAAUGCAAUCUAAAAAUGCUCACGAAGCAUUUUCUGACCAACUGUUUAAUCUUCGUGUGUAAAGGUGCCAUGAAAAUGUGGUUUGAAUGUUCAUACACAGUGUUACUGGUAAGUCCAUCUUCACUUUUAGUUUAGUGAAUUCUAACAACUCUUGGAGUCUCUACUAUUGGCAUGUACUGAAUUUAAAUUUUUAUAACAUAGUUCAAGCUGCCUAAAUAUGUAUUAUCUGAGAAUUGUGAAACAUAGUUAUAUGUAUGCAAGUCAAAGAUCAACUUAAUCAACUAUUGCUGCAACAGAAUUUUCAUAAUAAUUAUCUUAAAAACACCUGCUGGUACUUGGUGUGGUUAAAUAGGAAAAUGUUAUUAAAUAAAACAUUUGUAUGAAUUUUUGCCAAUGUUUGACACAUUUUACUAGAUUACUGUUAAUGAAUUAUGUUAAUGGUUUUACCAAUAUUUUUUCACACUUAAAACACUUAUUGAAAUGUUUACAAGCAAAUACAAAAAAAAAAAAAGUAAAUCCAUUCUAAACAUCAAUUGGUUAACUCUACAAUUCAGGAAGAGUCACUGUCACUAUACACUGGUAUUCUACAUUUAACCUCAGAUGAUAGCAUUUGGCAGAACUAACAUUGAGAAAUACAAAAGCUUGGUAAAGCUUUAAAAAUGACUGAAGUACAGUUUUUGUUUCUGCUUAGUGCUGUUCCCUUGCUCCAGAUUUGCCUAGCGUUAUAUAAUCAGUUACCAUUUCAUUACAGAAAUACCAGAUGUUGCACAAGAGUAAGGAAAUAACAAUACUAUUACUAUUUUUUUUUUUAAUUUUGGAUCAACUUCUUUUUAUUUUGAUUUGGCCUAUUAGAAAAUAUUAUGUCAUAAAUGAUGUGUAAAAACCCCACAGUAUCCUACUUUAUGGCAUAAACUGUCAAUAUUUUAUGCACUUAGCAAUAUACUGAUACAGAGCAGAACUAUUUACAAUCCCAUCUGGUAUUAUGUAAAAUUACCAAUAAAAUAUUUUUGUGAAUACAGAUUUUUGCAUUUUUGUUUACAGCCAAUAAGUGUUUUGAUAUACACACAUCCAAUCCAUGUAUAGAUUUAAAUUAUAGAUUUGGGUUGAGUACAAAAGUCCAUUUAGCUCCUUUCAGUGAGAUGGUCCACUUACACUCAUGUGAUUCUUCUUUUCUUCUUCUUUUUUCUUUUUUUUUUCUUUUUUUUUUUUUUUUUACAUUCAAAAUACAUAAGUUUACGCCCAUGUAAAAGUUGAAUGGACCUUUUUGGUAGUGAAUCCUAAAUUAUUCCCAACAUGUGGCACAUCUUCAUAACAGCUAAAAGAAUGGAUUUUUGUAGCCCCUGACAAUUGUGAUGUUUGGUGGUUUCUUGUAGUAAUGUAUUUUUCUGUUUUUAAUGCAGUACUUCUACAGGCACAAUAGUACUGUUCUAUUUUGUAAGAUGCUAGUUGUGAAAUACAGUUAGUUGCAUAAAAUGAAAGUCUGAUGUGAUAUCUGAGAACAUACAUACCUCAUUCCUUGGUGUUGCUAUUUAAACUUUUUAGACAUCAAAUGUUAAUUAUAGGCUAUUUCAGGUAGAUAACUACUGACCUGUUUAUUAUGUAUUCUGCUUUAUCUUACUAAAUAGGAUGUCUGUUCAUUGCAAUUACUUGGCCAAAUCUUAGUAUCUGUAAAAAAAAAAAAAAAAAAAAAAGAAAGGAAAGAAAAAAAGAAAAAAAGAAAAAAAAAAAGCAUUUCAAGAUUCUUAAAUGUUUUUGGGGCUGGGCUGUUGUUCUGAAUAACAUAUACUAGUUUUUAGAAAAAAAAAUACAUGCUUCUCAAAUUUAUUUUUUUAUGUUUUAUUUUUAGGUGGGACUAUUUGCAGAGUAUACUGGUGUAAUGGAUUACAAGAGAGCUGAAACUGUUUAAAUUGACUGCUGCCAUUAGGGAGUCUUCCCUUCAAAUACCAGAAACCACGUGGAAAAGGAAGGAUGGAGAGUUUCUUCUCCAGCAGCAGCAAGCACUGUACAUGAGAGUAUGGUAUGUCUUGAUGAAGAUAGGAAUUUCCAAGCAAGAAAUCCUUCAGGAAUAUGUUUUCAGGAUCUGGCCCAGGUGGAAAAGAUACAUCUUUAAUUACACCAUUCUCGUUUAUAAAUACUGAUUGUAGUCAAAGUGCUUGCAAAGUGAACAAGCUCCCUUAAACUUAAAGUCUUCACUAUUGCUUGAGGCCAACUGAUCUCUAAUUUGCAGAGGACAUACUGAGAAGAUGGCUAAGGAAAAGAGCACGCUGAUCUGUUUUUCAUAACUAACUGCUAACUGUGUGCUCUUAAUGUACUUAAUGUGUGAAGAAGCAAAAGUGUACGCGAGCAGAAUGUAUGUAAGCAGCACUGAUGGAAUCUGGCUCUCUACUCCCUUCUCAAAUGCACCAGUCUACAAGCUGCAAAUUCUUCUGCUUCAGAGGUAGUCAUGGGUGCUUGGUUGGUCAGUAAAGCAUCAGUUAGUUAAGCGAAAUCAGUGGUCAGGCCAAGAUUCUACCUUCUGAACAUCCACUUUGGGACUACAGGGAUCUAAAUUGUAACUGAACAAUCAAUACGCAACUGCCAUCCCUGAGCAUGAAAUAAUCUAUGUCAGGCUGAUGCUUCUUUGCAGAGAAUAAAUCAGAAUGCUUCAAUGUGAAGCCCAGUUCUCUUACUGUAACAGCCUUCAGCUAUGAAUUAACCUAACCAAGGAAAAUCUCUUAAGAUUACACGUGUUUGUUGAGUCUUGUUAGUCUCACCUCUGAAGGGAAUGCAGAAUUCUGAUUCCUUCUGUCUUUGUUUUUAUUGAGGUACAUCUACAGGGUAACUGGAUGCAGUGAUUUUGAAAUAAUUUAAUAUGCUGACAUUUCUAAAUAGGAAAUUUACUGCUAUUCAGAGUUUUUCAGCUGUAUCUUGGUUUCUGUAAGACUGUCAAUGCUGUGUGGAGCUUGGAGAUCAUCUAUCAGUAUUGUCAGUCAUCCAUAUCUCUACAUUAUUGACUUACUGAAAAUAAUUCUUGCUGAACAAACUUAGUCUCAUCCUAUACCAUUCAAGGAUUCUGGUGGAGGUAGCUGGCUUUCUGGGAUACCAAUUACUGGUCUUCACACCUAUAUUUCUGCAAAGGGUCUGAUUCUGUUGUGGGGCUUCCAAAUGCAAAGGAAUAAGCUAAAUGCUUUCCCACUGAUGGAGGUAUAGCACUGCUAGGUAACUAGAUCGGAAGUUUUUUUUUUUUUUUUGCAAGGUUAAAGAAAAUACUCUUGAUGCUGGCUGGAGAUAGGGAUCCCUGGAGGAGCAUGUGCAGACACUGAGGACUACAUUUUCUACAGAAAUUGAGUAGGCAGCAUCAGUUUCUAAAAUGUAAACAACUUCUAACAAAAAGACUGAGAGUAAUUGAGAGUAAUAGGAAAAAUGAAAAAAAAAAAGUUCAGAA